AUGGCAACUCCAGAAGACAAGGCCCGCGACGCGGGUCCUCCCAAGGUGAUUGCUGUGGGCAUGCUUCGCACCGGUACGACAUCGGUCAGGAGAGCUCUCGAAGAACUGGGCUUCCAGCACGUCUACGAUGGACUGGACUCCCGCACGAAGCCAAGCCACUGGGUCUUCUUUGAGAAAGCGGCGGCCGCGACUUGGCCCGAAAUCAACGCCGUAGGGCAGUCACCUCGACCAAAGCCCUUCACGCGGGAGGAUUGGGACGAGCUGUUUGGAGUAUACGACGCCUUGACAGACUUGGUGUGCUUCUUUGCUCUGGAGCUGGCCGACGCGUAUCCGGAUGCCAAAAUCAUCCUCACAGAGCGCGACUACGACAAAUGGUUCCCCAGCUUCGACAGCCAGGUCAUGCAGGCAGUGUUCGGGCCGGGACGCCUGCUGCUCUUCAAAGCCAUCGCCGUCAUCAUCGGCAACCGAGCCGGGUUCGCCAUGGAGAAGCUCUUCCGGGGUCUCUACGGUGGAGCGUACAGCUUAGAUGAGAUGCAUCGCUUGAGUCCUGAGAUGUAUCGUCGGCAUUCGGAGCGCAUCAAGGCGCACAUCGCACCUGAGAGACUGCUGGUGUAUCGGGUGGGCAGGGACGGAUGGAAACCUCUAUGCGACUUUCUGGGAAAAGAAGUACCCGAAGGCAAAGAGUUCCCGUUCGCGAACGACAGAGAGUCUCAUGAAAAGUCGAACGCUGCGAUUCAGCCGAUCGUAAACACCUGCGAGGUCACCUCUGAACUGCCCACGAUGCAGUCUGGCAUCUCUGCCUCCGAGGAGCUCGUCUCCCAAUUCAACACCCUCCUCUCCACCGACGACCACUUCGGCCUCCUCGUCACAAUCGACUCCGAGACCCUGAAACCCGUCCAGUUCCUCUCCAAGUCCUCCUCCUCCUUCGACGACAACAUCUCCGCCCUCCAGCCUCACCUCAAGCCCAACGAAGCCCUCUACGCCCUCCUCCGCCGCUAUGAUACCGCGCCGCACCUCACCGCCAUCACCUACAUCCCCGACUCCGCAAAGGUCCGCCAGAAGAUGCUCUUCGCCUCCACCCGCCUGACCCUCGUCCGCAAGCUGGGCUCCGAGCACUUCCGCGAGUCCAUCUUCUCCACCACCCCGGAAGAGCUGUCUGCCCAGGGUUUCGCUAAGCAUGACGCCCACACCGAACUCGAGGCUCCCCUGACCGAGGAGGAGCGCAGCCUGGGUGCCGUCAAGCAGGCCGAGGCCGAGGCCAGCACCGGCACGGGAUCGCGGGAGAUUCACCUGAGCAAGACCCUCGCCAUGCCCAUCGCCGAGGACGCACUCGCGGCCAUGAAGGAGCUGAACGAGGGCCGCGUGCUUGUUAUGCUUAAAAUCAACCCCGACAAGGAAUCCGUCGAGCUCGUCCCCUCCUCCGAGUCCCCGUCCUCCAUUUCCGAGCUCACCCAGACCAUCUCCGCCACCGAGCCGCGUUUCACCCUCUACCGCUUCACCCACACCCACAACGGCGCCGAGUCGAGCCCCCUGCUUUUCAUCUACACCUGUCCCGUCACGCCCGGCAACAAGGCCAUCAAGAACCGCAUGCUGUACCCGCUUAUGAAGCGCGCCGUUCUCGAGAUCGCGACCGGCGAGGCGGGCCUGACGCUGGACAAGAAGCUCGAGGUCGAGGAGCCCAGCGAGGUCACCGAGGAGUCCGUCCUUUCGGAGUUGCAUCCGAAGGUGACGGCGAGAGCAGGAUUCAGCAGACCCAAGCGUCCUGGCAGGUAA
This is a messenger RNA of Colletotrichum karsti, 1773 nucleotides long. RefSeq names its product cofilin tropomyosin-type actin-binding protein. The coding region runs from base 1 to 1773 and encodes 590 amino acids. Gene Ontology annotation, biological process: barbed-end actin filament capping; actin filament depolymerization. NCBI's taxonomy places the organism in Eukaryota, Fungi, Ascomycota, Sordariomycetes, Glomerellales, Glomerellaceae. Gene Ontology annotation, molecular function: actin filament binding; actin monomer binding. The transcript has 4 exons. The record is from RefSeq and is a predicted model, not a curated record. Gene Ontology annotation, cellular component: cytoplasm; actin filament.